Molecule: messenger RNA, 792 nt
Organism: Ambispora gerdemannii
Lineage: Eukaryota; Fungi; Glomeromycota; Glomeromycetes; Archaeosporales; Ambisporaceae
Source: the annotation of a GenBank genome assembly
AUGUCUAAUUCCGUCGUCAGCACUAAUUACGAUUAUCUAAACUAUAAUGAUUUGAUAAUCUUAAGUAAAUACCUUUACCAGUUAACUCUUUCUAUUGAAGAAUUAACUAAACCAGCUGUGAAAAAAAGUGGUAAUUCUGAUAAACCGCCACGACCACAAAACAGUUGGAUAAUUUUUCGACGAGAUUAUGAAGCGUAUUUACGUUUACGCAGUCAACAAGUCAAACUAAAAAUCAAAGAAACAGCAAAGGAAUGCAGUUUAAAGUGGCGAAAGCUAUCAAGCGAGGUUAAGUGUUUCUUUAAAGUAUUAGAGAAGAUAGCUUUUGAGAAUCACAAAAGCUUAUAUCCUAAUUAUAAGUAUAAGCCUAAAAAUGAGAAAGUUGCAAACAUUAAGAAAUGGAUUUUUCGCGAACAAAAGGGAUACGCAUUUGUUUCGCUACCCACAUCUAACUCGUCCUCUUUCAAUGAUACAACAUCAACGAUUGAAUAUAAUCCUACUGUUAUCACCGCUUCAACAACUAUUGAUGAUACUCAUCCUUUUAUGAUCCAUAAUAAUAUUGACGUUACUGCUACUGAUGAUAUUUAUGAAUCUCUUUUCGACGAAUCGUUUAAUAUCAAUAAUCAUAAUAAUGUCUCAAUUAACAAUUCUUCACCAUACCAAUUCAUCACUAAUAAUCCAAUAACACCAUCGAUGUCUUCACCCUUGUCAGAAUCGCAGUCACUUUCACAACUAUUUAUCCCAGAAUAUGAUUUAUUAAAUUUCAGUUUUGAAAAUUUGUUAUAUGGUAUAUAA